GAGGACGGACGGCGACGAGAAGAGGACAGAUCAGUCAAGAUUUUUGCUGAAAAGGGAAGCUAGGGAGCGGCGCCACCAGGGCCCACACCCAUCACCUUCUUCGGGGCGGAUUAAAAGGAAGGAUGAGCAAUUCCUGUCUACUGUGAAUGAGCAAAUCAAAGGUUUGAAGCGAGUGAAGGGCGUUAGUGAUGCUGGCGAAGCUACUCUCUUAUCGGCGGGUAUUGCUACACAGGCCCGCCUAUCAUCAUGAGUCUCUUCUGUUGGAACUGCCGAGGGCUUGGAAACCCUCGUGCAGUUCGAUGCCUCAUCGAAUUGGUGGGGUUAAAGCAACCUGCAGUAGUGUUCUUGUGCGAAACUCUACUGGAUCAAAGGGGUAUGGAGAAAGUUAGACGAAGAUUGGGGUUCAAUCAUUGUUUUGUAGUGGACAAACUUGGGCGGAGUGGUGGUUUAGCUGUGCUUUGGAAGUCUGACACCAAACUACCACUAGUCUCCUUUUCUCAGAAUCACAUUGAUAUGGAAGUGGAAGGCAUGGGUGCUGGCUCUUGGCGUUUCACGGGUUACUAUGGCCACCCUGAGAGACAUAACCGGAGGCGUUCAUGGAAACUCUUAAGAGAGUUAGCCACAAAAUCCGAGCUACCAUGGGAGGUGGUUGAGGUAUGUAACUUAAUUGAAGUACAAAUGGUUGGUGGUUAUUUCACUUGGCGUCGAGGAAGUGUGGAAGAGAAGUUAGACAGAUCCCUGGCCACGCCCAACUGGCGGGCCUUAUUUCCCCGAGCAAAGGUCAGACUAUUGCCUCCUUUAUCUUCUAAUCACUCGCCUCUAUGGAUUACUCUUAAUAGUCAUUAUAAGAGACGAAAUAGAUGCAGAAGGAGAUUCCGGUUUGAAGAUAUGGAGCUCCGAGAUCCUAGGUGUACUGAAAUUGUUAAAUCUAGUUGGAGCUUUAUUGUAAGUGGGGGGAGGUGGAACUCUCUGCUACAGAAAAUCAGCCUCUGUUCCAUGAAUCUUCAAGGUUGGAAUGCCUUACAUUUCGGCCAUGUGCAACAACGUCUUAAGCAAUGCAUGGAGAGCCUUGAAUCUUUGAGAAACAACCCCCCCUCAAUACCAACUCAGGAUGAGGAGAAGAGGGUGCUUGCAGAAACCGAGGAAUGGCUAGAAAGGGAGGAACUUAUGUGGCGACAACGUUCAAGAGAAAUAUGGUUGCAGGAGGGAGAUCGAAACACACGUUUUUUCCACAAGAAGGCAUCUAAAAGACGUGACAGAAACAGGGUAGAGAAAUUGAUGAAUGCAGAAGGUGAAUGGAAGUGUGAAUUUGCAAAGUUGCAGACCAUAGUGACGAGCUAUUUCUCCUCUUUGUUUUCAUCCAUCUCCCCCAAUAAUAUUGAACAAGUGACUUCUUGUUUGAGCCCUCGGGUAACUGAAGCUGAUAAUGCUUUCCUGCUCCAAAUGUUCACGAAAACAGAGAUUAAGAAAGCGCUGCAUCACAUGCAUCCUUUAAAGGCCCUUGGACCUGACGGGCUCUUGCUGGGUUUUUUCCAGCAUUUUUGGGAUGUGGUGAAGGAAGAUGUUGUACAAACUAUGGCUGACCUGCGGCCAAUUAGCCUUUGUAAUGUUAUUUUCAGGGUCAUAGCAAAGGUCCUUGCCAAUCGUUUCAAGCUGGUAUUGCAGAAAGUAAUUUCCCAAGAACAAAGUGCUUUCCUCCCAAAUCGGUUGAUUACUGAUAAUUUUAUGUUUGCUUAUGAAAUUCUCCAAUAUAUGCGAAAUAGGAAGGCGAGGAAGUGGGGUUGGCAAGCUAUUAAGUUGGAUAUGAGCAAGGCGUUUGAUCGGGUUGAAUGGCCAUACUUAGAGCAAGUUAUGCGUGCUAUUGGUUUUGCUAAUGGUUGGAUCAGGCUAAUCUUGAGUUGUGUCUCCUCAGUCAAAUAUGAAGUUCUAUUAAAUGGUAGGGAAGCAGGGCGGAUCACUCCUACACGGGGCUUGAGGCAGGGUGAUCCACUAUCACCUUAUUUAUUUAUCUUAUGCGCGGAAGGUCUCACAGCCAUGAUAGUUGAAGCUAGACUGAGGAAACUUGCAAUCUCGAAGAAAGCCGGAGGGUUAGGCUUCCGAGCUAUGCGUGAAUUCAACUUGUCUAUGCUAGGAAAGCAAGGCGGGAGGUUCUUAACAUGUCCAGAUUCCUUAGCAAUGAGAUUCAUGAAGGCCAAAUAUUUUCCUCGUAUGGAUUUUUUACAUGCAGAACUUAAAUCUCCUUGCAGUUUCACAUGGCGAAGCAUCUGGUAUUCAUCUAACUUACAAAAGCAAGGCUGUAGACGAUUGAUUGGAGAUGGUCGAAGUACUGAAAUUUGGGGUGACCCAUGGCUUCCGGGUAAUGAGCAAUUCUAUGUCCAGUCGCCAAGGCCUGAAGGCUGUACCCUCCGUUUUGUAAAUGAACUAAUCAAUGAAGAGACAACCUCAUGGAGGAGGGAUUUGGUUCUCGAGACCUUCAAUGCACAUGAAGCCCAACUGAUAUUAGCAAUGCCGUUGAGUUGGAUGCGGAGAGAGGAUAGCUGGGUGUGGCACUUCACUAAGCAUGGAAAUUUCACAGUACAUUCAGGGUACCAUAGAGCUAUUAAUAUGGCCAGAAGUCAUGCUGGGCCAUCUGCAUCCUCCACAAUCUUUGGUGGCAAUCGGCUGUGGUCCUUAGAAAUCCCACAGAAGGUACGGUUGCUUAUCUGGAAUGCCUACAAAAAUGUUAUUCCCACAAAGGACAAUCUUCACAAAAAGAGGGUAGAGGUGGACCUGGAGUGUCCGAUGUGCGGUGUGGAGAAGGAAUCUGUCUUUCACUGCCUUAUAUCAUGCUCCCUUGCCCGUGCAAUAUGGUUCGGAUGCCCUUUGAACCUUCACGUAUUUGAACUCCAGGUUGAUGAUAUUGCAACUUUUUUUGAUAACACAUUAUGCAUUUUGGGGAAAGAGCAGCUUGAACUUUUUUGCUUGUUGUGUUGUAGCUUAUGGAAUAGCCGUAAUGAUGCUCUAUGGAACAGACAUGGCAUUAGUCCGCAGCAAAUCAUCCAACGAGCCUUGACUUUUAUGACAAAAUACAAGCAAUCUGUAUUAUCAAGAGGCAGAGGGGCUGCAGUAGUGCAGAAGGCCACUGAAACUAGAUGGCAUCCACCAGACUUGGGUUUUAUAAAGCUAAACGUGAUGGUGGCUAUGGCGUGUAAGGGACAAGGAGCAGUGGAACCUGAAGUUGCUGAAGCCUGCAGUCUACGGAGAGCUCUUCACUGGGCUCAAUCCCUUGCAUUCAGAAGAAUUAUUGUAGAAUCUGAUUGCGCAACCAUUGUAUCAGCAAUCACCAGUGAACCUUUCAACAUGAACUCCAGUUUAGGACUCAUUCUUCUUGAUUGCAAAACACUGUUGGCUUCCUUCGAGUCGUGCCGGAUACAACACGUACGUCGAGCUGGUAAUGCUGCUGCUCACGAGCUUGCACCAAGAGCACUUACUGCUGAGGCUGAUGAGUUUUGGGUGGAUGACAUACCAGUUUCCAUUGAGCAUAUUGUAACAGGAGAUCGAUCCUUUAACUGAAUAUGUACUUACGUCUUGAUCUUCAAGUCUUAAUGAAGCUCGCAUAUGGCU
Messenger RNA from Rubroshorea leprosula, 3603 nucleotides. The record is from the annotation of a GenBank genome assembly. NCBI's taxonomy places the organism in Eukaryota, Viridiplantae, Streptophyta, Magnoliopsida, Malvales, Dipterocarpaceae.